Messenger RNA from Haliotis rufescens (red abalone), 4557 nucleotides. Its product is annotated as Golgi integral membrane protein 4-like. The transcript has 8 exons. Lineage: Eukaryota; Metazoa; Mollusca; Gastropoda; Lepetellida; Haliotidae. The coding region runs from base 202 to 2190 and encodes 662 amino acids. The record is from RefSeq and is a predicted model, not a curated record.
UUUGACAAUUGACUCGUCCGACCUCAGAGUCCACUGGUUGUCUUGGGAUCUUCCCAUCCCUCCGCCGUUAGAGCUAGGAUACAUAGUUGUCCAUCCUCCCUACAGUGAGUAUCAGACGGAGUAUUUGCAGCAGCAGCAGCAGCAGCAACAGUCCACGACGUUGACUACGGGAGAUAUUGUACGUGGUGCCUGCUAAAGACAAUGAUGCGGCUGACCAUUGUCCUAGCUCUCGUGUGUUUUUCACAAACCGUCCUGUCUGCGCCCGCUGUGGACCCACGCCACGCCGCCAAGGUCAACGCUGCCUCUAAAAACACUUUCUCAGACCCAUUAGAACUGGAGCUGCAGGGGGUCCACGAACAGAACCAACUAACCAGGACACAUGGCGAGAACGAGGCUAUCGAUUCCAGCGAAGAAAAAGAGGUUGUUGACAACGAUGUUGUACCGGAAGUCAAGCGGUCGGAGCGAGUGAGCACAGAUGACGUCGACCCACCUGGCGAAGACCUGGAUGAGUUAUCUGACAACCUGGAUGCGGCGGACCGGGAUGUCAAGAGCGUUCUUCGAGUGUUCCUCCACAAUCUGAAACAACACCCUGAGAUCGUGGAGGACAUCAUGGAAAGGGAAGGCGAGAAACUUCUUGGGCACAAGAUAGUUGCGGACACUGAGAGCAGCGACCCUUCAGCCUUCCAGAAACCAAGUCCGCAGCUCAUCAAGAUCCCGAAGCAAGUCGAGAAGAAAGCAGGGGGCGAGUUUCCACGUUUUAUCUACAAGACCCCUAUGCGAAAUACAUUUGAGAGGAACCAAAUGACUGCAGGGAGCGUCAAUAACGACGCUCAGACAGCCGAACCAGCAUCCCACCACAACGAGGUCCCAGCAGCAGAAAGUACCUACGUUGACCCCCACGAUGUGAGUGAGGUCAAGGCCGGCCACGUUGACCUGAGUAAUGCCAUUCCCGUCAUACAGCAGCCCAACACCGAUCAGGGCACCCUUGAGGGUCAGAUAAAUAUUCUGCCCGAUCAGCCAGAGCAAAACGGCCCCAUUGACAUAGCCGCGCUUCAGCAAGCGCAGGAUGAAUAUAGCAGAGAGAAUCCUUUCAUCAACAGCCUUCCUCUCUUCCCCGAACAUCAGGCGUCGCAGGCGUCGCAGGCUGAGGACAUCGUGGAGCCCGACCAGAAGCCGUCACCCAUGCAGCCCGUCGAGGCUGAGGAGGCUCCAGAAGAUGACGUUCCUCGGCAGGAUACGGAGAUUGUCAACAGUGAAAUAGCUCCUGAAGAGGAAUCUGAUCUAAUAAAAGAAGGGGGCGAAUCCGAGGAGAAGAGGUCACAGGUUUUGAAAUCAGAGGAAGAGGACAAAGAGGCUGACACUGGAGUGAAAUCGGAGGAAGAGGACGACCAGGGUCAGGAAAGUGAGAGUCAGCCGAAAGGAGUAGCUGUAGGGGAGAGCGUUCCCAACUCGCCCGAAACCAAACCACUGCAUCAUCUGACGGGGAGUGAAAUCGCCGCUAAUGCGUUGCACAAUCCCGUGGAAAGUGAAAGCUCGGUGCCAUAUUAUUAUUACUACUACGACUACAACAAGGACGGCGGCAGGGUUCCCGCUGGUGACCUGGGACCUUCAGAGGAAGGAGAGCGGGAAGAGGAGGAGUUGGAGAACAUCAGCGAUGAGAACAAACCGGAAGAAGCAGAAUCAGAAACAGAGGAAGAAGAGGAAGACGAACACUCACACGAAGACGCAGAAGAGACCGAGGAAGAGGAAACAGAUGGUGAUGAUCAAUCUGAAGAUGAAGCUGAGGAAAAGGAUGAGGAUGAAGAAGGAUGGGAUGAAGAAACAGGUGAUGAAACAGAGGAUGAUGAAGCAGAAGCUGGUGAAGGCGAUGAGGGGGCAGAAGAGGACAGUCACGCAGGAGAGGAGGCAGAAGAGGACAGUCACGCAGGAGAGGAGGAGGAAGACCAUGACGAGGAGAAAGGGGGCCGUGACGAGGAGGAAGAGGUUGGUGAUGAAAGUGACGAAUCUGCAGACAGGACGAACUCUCAUAAAGUGAUUGUUGUUAAUGAAGACAGCCUCCCCGAACCAACCAAACAGAAAGCGUUCGUGGCACAGCCUUUGGGGGAUGACGAAAAUGAGGCUGACCUGCUGUCCUUGAACGUCGGAGCACCAGAUGGCGCGUCCAAUAAUCCAGACGGUCCGGCUAUGUAAAAUGGCGACGCAGAUUGGAGCCUCGUUUUCGUACUCGCUACUCUCGAACACAACAUCUUAAGUUGAUUGGUGCGAUUACAAAAAUGAGGCUGCGAAUGACAAAGAAAAUGAAAUGUGAAAAAGGAAAUAUAGCUUAUCAUUCCUUAGAUGACUUGAGUCUUGUUGGUAUUAAGUUUUAUUUUUAUAUAGGGAGUCAGGACAUCUAGAUUGGUUUGGUAUUGUCUUGAAUGAAAGCAGAAUGGCUAACGACACUAUUGUAAAUAACUAUCAUGACAAUGGAAUAAUACGAACAUGUUCAAGCAUUGUUCUCUGUUCACUGGGGUUUGUUUCGUGUUUUGUUUCUUGAUUCAACCGUAAUCUCUCAUUAUUUCACUCUCGGUUAACUGGUAACACUAUUCACCCCAUAAACCAAACAAGAAUGGCGGUUCUAGUAUCACAAUAACUAGCAAGUACUUUUGAACUUACAUCUUCUAAAACUUCAAACAUUAGAUCAUAAACUAUCCACUGUGAGAUUUGUAUCUCCGACGCGCUGGCAUUGAGAGCCUUUAUCCAAUGCCGAAGGUCACACGAAGCUUGCUGCUCGGGAACCGGCAGGACAGGUUGUCUCGGAAUUCCAAGGUCGUUUCAGAACAUUUGAAACUGAAUACCAGCGAAGUGUAUUUUUAAUGAAAGUCUCAUAAUUGAUUCAUUGUAACGUACAGUGUCUUGCUUUGCUUAUCAUUCAGUGGAACUUCACGAAUACGCUCACUACAAUCGUAACGCUUUCCUGGGCCCACUUGCACAGAGCGAUCUUAGCGCUAAGAUGAUCUUAACUCCCAUACUUUAACAUAGGCUUACAAAAGUCUUAGCGCUAAGAUCGUUUUGUGCAAGUGGGCCCUGGAGUCAUGUUUCAGAGCAUUCUUGAACAAAUAUUGUCUCUGCCGUCCUGAACUGAACCUUACCGUCAACGCCAGAGAACAAUCAGUCCCGAGUAUCUGCCGAAACAGAUUCCAUUUGGCAUAAAAGGGAAAAUAGUGGUGAAAAUUAUUUGAAUAAAUCACUGAAAAUCAGUGGAGACACCGGGUGUUCGCGAAAAUGGUAAGCAUUUCCUGCUUUCCAUGUAGCAAUGAGAAAUUGAGAAGUAAGGCCUUCGUUAUUCCACGGCUAUUGUUACUGUGUGUGUUUUAUUCCCUCUUUGGGUAUAUCAUUUGAAACAGAUAUGUUUUACUUAAACUAAAGUAAUAUCAACAUUCCAUAUUAACAGAAGUGAUUAGUACUCAUACCAUUCCGACAUGAUCUGGACGCGGUCUCCGGUCCCCACCCUGUUCCACGACGGGUAUUGGCCAAUGUAUAAAUAGACAUCGUGAUUGACUGAACGCUGUGCGUUGUAGUGACCACCUGUAUAGCAGGCGUUUUUUUCUUCAACCACGUGUGUUUGAUGUAUCAAAUAAUAUUCAACCACAGUCUCCCACAUAGGUCCUAUACACAAACCACUAUCUGUGUACCUGGUAAUUUUUUAACACGUGUGUUUAAACAUCAAUACAUAUAUUAGAUUCUCUUAGACUAUUUUAUCCCUUUGGCACAGUAUAUGAUAGGUGUUUGUCAAUAAACGUCCCACACAUAAUAUAGUCGUAUAAGUCACAGUAUAACAAAUAGGCAAUUUCUACUAUUUAAUUAUCGUGUAAAUAUAUAGCGUUUGAAACCUAGAAUACUAGUAUCACACAGGCAUUUAGCCAUUCGUUCGUUAGAACUCUUUUGUGAAAUUUAUAAACUAUCUUUUCAUGUAUUAUCGACACUUGUAGAAUAAUUCAAAACACGUGAGUUUUUUAAAAAUAUAUUUACGGGACCGGAAUUAUUUGGUUAUUAUGAAGAAGCUGUUUUUUUGCGUCUUCUCUUGUUUACAAUUUACUUCGGUUAAUGUAUAUAUCAGCAUUGGCUUCUGAUAUACAAUUCCUUGUCAAAAUGGCGCAAAUUAUUUUUUUUAAUUUUUCAAAGUCGGAAUAUUUCGGAAAUAAUUCCAGACUCUUCCCAGAAAGUAAUGGUCGGUGUCUCCAGGCGCUGCAGCGUCAAUGACGUCAUACUGCUUUGUCGAAAUCGUAGACACCUUGUGAUCACCAUUCGGACAAGUGUUAGCUUCUAGUCAUUAUGUAGAGCAAGUUGUUGCCGACGUUGCCGACGUGCAAGUAGAACGAUUGGCCUCGGGCUUGACGCCAUUGGCCACUUUUGUAAUUUUAUAUCCGUAUGGUCUCCUCAGCUAGCUUCUGCUGCUAUGCCCUUUCCCCCUUCUCCGAGUGGCGUCAACUGUGAUAUACAUGCGUUAUACUUGUCUGUAGAUAUGCCUGUUGUCUGUUGUCACAAGGGACCAAAUAAAGUUAUACUUUAAAUGAA